CCGUGCCACCAAUGCUCGCAAAGGCUAUCUUCAUGGAGAUUACGAGAUCCCUGGGCAAACAUAUUCAAUGGUUCCAUAUGAAGAUAUCAUCAUGAUUGACGAUAGCGCCAGUCUCUUUCGGACCGAUGAGGCAAUUGAUGGAAGAUUCCAUGACGGACGAGGAAUUCGAAGAUUACAUGAAGAGCUUAUCAGCUAACGCACCAAUUGCCAUUCAGAUCUCCGACUCCUAUCCCUGUACCUGUACCGAGUACGUAUCCAAUACAUAUCAAUCCUCGACCUAUCGAACCUUGCGACAAUAUCCAUAGGGAAUGGCCUUCGGGGAGAUCAGUUUCUGUUCGACACCGGGAAAAGAUCAGUUUCUCGAAACAGACGACAUCGCGGAACACUUUGGUGCCACAGCAGCGACUGGGUCCCUGUCGGUCGGAGCCUUCAAGACUCCGACUGCUCAGACAAACAAGGCCGCUACCGGCAACGCCUCCCAAAAGUCGGCAAGGAGACUUGGCCUCUUCUCUGCCUUCGACAAGCAUUUUCCAAAAGAGGAAGCCGACAAGACUUCAUCGGCGAACGAUCAGGGCGAAAAAUUCGAAAACAAAGAUACGUUUCUUGAUGAGAAUUAGGAAAGCGGAUAGAAUGGCGGAGGAAUUUAAUGAUCGCCUUAGUAGUCCGUAAUAGCUCCCAAAUUGAAAAGAGACCCCACAAUACGUGACUGAAA
Molecule: messenger RNA, 712 nt
Organism: Coccidioides immitis RS
Lineage: Eukaryota; Fungi; Ascomycota; Eurotiomycetes; Onygenales; Onygenaceae
Exons: 1
Coding region: 309-617 (102 amino acids)
Source: RefSeq, a predicted model, not a curated record